This is a messenger RNA of Gongylonema pulchrum, 399 nucleotides long. Lineage: Eukaryota; Metazoa; Nematoda; Chromadorea; Rhabditida; Gongylonematidae. The record is from the annotation of a GenBank genome assembly.
AUGGUGCCAUCUAACAUGCACCUUCAAAUCACUCAGCAGUUACUUUAUCUGUCCGGUCAUCUGCAUGAGAUUGAUAAUUUCAAGAAGCAGAUCGAUAGCUAUGAAGUGCAGAUAACCACAAUGCGUCGCCAAAAUGAUGAACUCGAUACGCAGAUGAAAACAAAUCUGGCAAGGAUCAGUGGCAUGGAAACAACUCUGGCUGCAGCACAACGAGAAAUUGAAAAGAUCACUGAACUGAACAAUCGUUUACAGAUGGACAAAAAUGAACUUGGCGGUGCGAAGCAGAAGGGUGAGACGGAGUUGAAUCUGAUGCGUGAGCGAAUCCGCAAAUUGGAGCAGGACAUUGAGCGCUUGAAAAAGGAAAACCAGGCGAAUACUGUACCAAAUUUGCCACCUUAA